GCGCUGUUUUGUGACGUCAUCGCUACUUGGUAGUACUUACGUAUCUAACAUAUCAUAAUACACUAUAGAAUUGAAUGAAAAAUGCACUCAAACGAAUUAAAUCCUGCGAAAAUUUUAUUUUUCAUAUUUUAUCUACAUGAAUAAUGAAUUUAUGAUCAUGUAGGAAUGAUUUUAAUGAAAAAUAAUGAAGAAAUUAGGUUAUAAACAACACUGUUUUUCAACAUUAAAGAUGAAAGUUAUACAUAAACUUGACAAAAUUAUACCUUUUGGCGGAUAAUACAACACUCACUGGUGAAAUAUAAUUAAAUAAUCGUCGAAUCUUGUCAAAAUCCCACUAAAAUCAUCUAAUUGGUUUGAGAUGUUGAUGGUUUCUUGAUUCUUGAUUAGAUAACCUUAUCCAUCCAUUGUAGUUGGAUGGUUGUAUUCACAAUGCAGAUUUAAAACGCAUUUUAGAUUAUAUGGUUCACUAUUCAUUUCACUGCGAUGUUAUUCCAGUAAAACACAGGCACUAGUACACAUCAGUUUUCAUUUUUAUUCACUUCACAAGAUAUCUACACAUCCGAAUCACACAAUGUCACAACACAAACAGAUCGCGAAAAAUUCACUUUUGUACAAAAAUAAAGUAAUCCAACACCGCCAGUAGUUGAAAACAACAAUAUCUCAUCACUACACCACAUUUUAGAACGAAUAUUAAUUAAAAUGUCAUCAUUUUAAUAACGUUUUUAACGAAAGUUUUACUCUAUUUCACGAACUCGCCAUUUAAAUGUACGUUAAAAUUCAAAUGGUAAACACAAUCGAGCCAUCUACUAGUGGUGACGUCAGAAGGUGAUAACGAUUCAGCGCUCAGGCCUUUUACUAUAGGUGGUAUUGGUUUUAUUUCGUGUUUUCAAAUUUGCUGUUAAUUUUCUGUCAGUUUUACGUUUAAUACGGUUUAAUAUUAAUUAAUUCGAUUAAAAUUCUCGUUUAAUAGAAUCUUCUCGAGUUGCAGCAGUCAUUGAUAUGCGAUAAACGUAUAAAUCUAUCGAGACAGUGCCCAUUCUAAUGAAGUAAAAGUUCAUUUCGAAACGCAGAUUUCCCACCGAAGACCGCCGAAACUUCAGAAUGUUUGAAGCUCAUACAAUUAACGCUCAGCAUAAAGAUCUUAUUCACGAUGUCGCGUAUAAUUACUACGGAGAUCGAAUGGCCACUUGCUCCAGCGAUCAGUUUGUGAAGAUAUGGGAUCAAGAUGAACACGGCAGUUGGAGUUUAUCAGCAGCUUGGAAAGCUCAUAGUGGAUCUGUAUGGAAAGUGACAUGGGCACAUCCAGAAUAUGGCCAAGUAAUCGCUACCUGUUCUUUCGAUCGAACUGCUUCCAUAUGGGAAGAAAUCAUCGAUCCGAACAUUUUGAAAGAAAGUGGCGGUCGUCAAUGGGUUCGAAGAGCUAAUCUAGUAGAUUCACGUACUUCCGUGACCGAUGUUCGAUUCACGCCGAAAACCAUCGGUCUGUUUUUAACCACUUGUUCGUCCGAUGGUAUUUUGAGAAUCUACGAAGCUCCCGAUAUAAUGAAUUUGAGUCAAUGGACGCACCAACACGAAGUAUCGAGUAAACUAUCUUGCAGUUGUUUAUCCUGGACUAGUUCGUUCAACAGGACUCAUGUUCCUUUGGUUGCCAUUGGCAGUGAUGAUAAUAAUGUUACCGCUGGUCCUAAGGUUCUUAUUUACGAAUAUACCGAAGCGUUUCGUAGGUUUUCCAAAAUAAAUGAAACCGUACCUCAGUGUUUGGAUGCUGUUCACGAUAUCACGUUCGCUCCUACUUUGGGAAGAUCUUUCCAUUUAUUAGCCAUUGCUACUAAAAACGUCCGUAUCGUUAAAGUGAAACCGAUAUUAGAAAACUCGGCCAAUGUACAAGGAAGUCUGAGUAAAUACGAAAUCACAACCGUGGCUACGUUCGAAGACCACAACUAUACGGUUUGGAGAGUCUCGUGGAAUGUUCUAGGAACAAUUUUAGCAUCUUCCGGUGACGAUGGCUGUGUUCGAUUGUGGAAAUCUGAUAAAGAUUUUUGGAAAUGUGUAACCGUCCUGAAAGGCGACGGAAGUAUGUCUGAUACAGCUGCAGCGAGUGUAACAGCAGCUUCUAUUUCGAAUCCAGCCAAAGCAAGGUACUUAAAACUUGGCUCUAUAAGCCAUCCUAAUCAAGUACCCAAUCAUUAGCUUCUGUUCUGGUUUUUCUCUCUCUCUUAUAAAGUGUUUGUAUUUUGUGCUCGGUUAUUCGUAAAGAUAAUAUUGUGUAUCGUCUGUCGCGCUAACGAUUCAAAAAAGAAUAGUCGUAGUUAUUUUACUUUAUUAUUUUUAUCUUCUUUUCUAUCUCUACAAUAACAUAUUCAUACGAGGUGUUUUUUUCUUCAUUGUUCGAUAUUUUUACGUGUAAAUCAAGCUAAAGAAGAACGUGAGAAAAUACAUUGUUGGUUUAAU
Molecule: messenger RNA, 2451 nt
Organism: Planococcus citri (citrus mealybug)
Lineage: Eukaryota; Metazoa; Arthropoda; Insecta; Hemiptera; Pseudococcidae
Gene: Nup44A
Product: nuclear pore complex protein Nup44A
Exons: 6
Coding region: 1102-2190 (362 amino acids)
Biological process (GO): cellular response to amino acid starvation; positive regulation of TORC1 signaling
Cellular component (GO): Seh1-associated complex; nuclear pore outer ring
Molecular function (GO): protein binding; structural molecule activity
Source: RefSeq, a predicted model, not a curated record